Hibiscus syriacus is the source of this 843-nucleotide messenger RNA. RefSeq names its product transcription factor MYB82-like. The record is from RefSeq and is a predicted model, not a curated record. The coding region runs from base 41 to 754 and encodes 237 amino acids. NCBI's taxonomy places the organism in Eukaryota, Viridiplantae, Streptophyta, Magnoliopsida, Malvales, Malvaceae. The transcript has 3 exons.
CCCAUUUCAAAGUUUAAUUCAACUCGGGGAGUUAGAAGCCAUGGAGGGGCAGAAGAAGAAGGGAGGGCCAAAAAGAGGACUAUGGAAGCAAGAGGAAGACAUGAUUUUGAAGAACUACGUCGAGGCCUAUGGCGAAGGCAACUGGGCUAUCGUCUCUAAGAGAUCAGGGUUGAAGAGAGGAGGCAAAAGUUGCAGACUGAGAUGGAAGAAUUACCUCAGGCCGAACAUCAAACGUGGACAAAUGUCUAAGGAAGAAGAAGACCUCAUUAUCCGAAUGCACAACCUUCUCGGCAACCGUUGGUCUCUAAUUGCGGGGAGACUUCCUGGUCGGACUGACAACGAAGUGAAGAACUAUUGGAAUACCCAUUUGAACAAGAAAAGUUGCAGUGUUUUAGGCAAACGAAAAUCCAUUCAUCACAACGACAAUCCUACAAUUGAUGAGAAUCAAGACGGCGAUAAUUCUGAGCCGCCAAUCAUCUCGAGUUCAAAAACGACGACGGAUGUUGACGAAGGAUCAAUGGAUUUGGAUGAUGAGAAGAAGAAGACGAUGAUGAAGGAAGAAGAUAUCGUCCAUGGCUUUACGGAUAACACGUGGAUGGAAGGAGCAGUUGAGUGGUUCAACUAUGAUGAUUACUACCAAGUGGAAGCUCCGUUGAUGAUGAAGAUGAUGACCCUCAAUUCUUCAAACAUGGUGUUGGAUGAGGAGCCGUACACGCCUUCCCUCGAUUCUUUUCUUCUUUUCGAUGCAUUCUGAGGUCGGAAACCAAUCGUUCUUGCCUUAGACCCACCGCCACCGCCACCGGGCCGAGGCUGGGAGUUGUUUUGGAGCGCGUGAAGAAGUGA